Molecule: messenger RNA, 5751 nt
Organism: Ichthyophthirius multifiliis
Lineage: Eukaryota; Ciliophora; Oligohymenophorea; Hymenostomatida
Exons: 6
Biological process (GO): microtubule-based movement
Cellular component (GO): dynein complex
Molecular function (GO): dynein light intermediate chain binding; dynein intermediate chain binding; minus-end-directed microtubule motor activity
Source: RefSeq, a predicted model, not a curated record
AUGGGACCUCCUGGAGGUGGCCGUACAUUUAUUACAAAUAGGGUAGUGAGACAUUUUAAUAUUUUAGCUUAUACAGAACUUGAUUAAGGAACUAUAAAAUAAAUAUUUUAAACAUUAGCAAAUUAUUUUUUAAAGAAAUUUAAUGAGGGUAUUCGUGACGCAUUACCAAAAUUGAUAGAAUCAUCUCUUUCUGUUUAUAACUAAAUAAAGCUGGAUUUAUUACCAACACCUUCGAAAUCACAUUAUACUUUUAACCUUAGAGAUAUAUGGAAAGUAUUUUAAGGAAUAUGCUCGAUUACUCCUAAAUAUUGUGCUAAUGUUAACUAAUUAUUAAAGUUAUUUUACCAUGAAUAAAUGAGAGUUUUCCAUGAUAGAUGUACAACCGAAAUGGACAGAAAAUAUCUUCAUAAUCUAGUUUCAUCAUAAUUUUAGAUUUUUGGUUUAAAAGCUGAAGACGUUCUUGAUGCUGAAAGAAUAAUAUUUGGAGAUUUCAUGUAAGGAAGAGAUACUGAUUCAAGAUACUAUUAAUAAAUUGGCGAUUUAGAAAUGCUUAUUAAUAAGAUGGAUGCUUUUUAGGAAGAUUAUAAUUCGGACACUACAUUUGUUUUUGGAGGACCAAAAAAGCAAAUGAAAUUAAUUAUGUUUUUGGAUGCUUGUGAACAUAUUGCCAGGAUUGCUAGAAUUAUUAGACAACCUAAUGGUAAUGCUCUCAUUUUGGGAGUAGGAGGUUCAGGAAGACAAUCUUUAAGUAGGAUGGCUACUUUUUUAACUAAUUAUAAAAUUUUUUAAAUCGAAGUUAUUAAAAACUAUAGUAUGAGAAGUUGGAGAGAUGAUGUAAAAAAAGUACUCCUUUUUGCUGGAAUUGAAAACAAACCUAUUAGUUUCUUGUUCUGUGAUACCUAAAUUAUUAAAGAAUAAAUGAUGGAAGAUAUUAACAAUAUCCUUAAUUCAGGAGAUGUAACAGGUUUGUAUUAAGAAAAAGAUUUAGAAGAUAUUUAGAUUGCUUGUAAAGCUGACUGUGUUAAGAAAUAAAUGAUACCAACAAAAAUGAAUAUUCUUUAAGUUUAUUUGUAAAGAGUAAAGAAAAAUAUUCAUAUGAUAAUAGCAAUGUCUCCUUUAGGUAGUGCUUUUACUACAAGGCUUCGUAUGUUCCCAUCUCUUGUAAAUUGUUGUACUAUUGAUUGGUUUACUUAAUGGCCAGAAGAAGCACUAAUAGGUGUAGGAAAAGGUUAAUUACAAGAUUAUGAAGAAGAAUUAUAAUUAGGUUAAAAUAUAACUACAGUAGUGUAAAUGUUCAAAAUAAUACAUAAAUCUGUUGAAAAAGCAUCUGUUAAGUAUUAUGAAUAACUUCGUCGAUAUAAUUAUGUAACUCCAACAAGUUAUUUAGAACUUCUUUCCACAUUCAAGUAAGUAAUGAUGUAAAAAAAGAAAGAAGUUUAAUUAAGUAUUCAACGUUUAAAAUCAGGUUUAGAUAAACUUGAAGAAGCCAAUAAAUCAGUAGCUGAAAUGAGAAUUGUAUUAAAAGAUAUGUAGCCUGAACUUGAAAAAGCUUCUGAAGAAACCGAAAUAAUGAUGAAGAAGUUAUCUAUAGAUAAAGCAGAAGCUGAUCAAACUCAAAAAAUAGUAUCCUAAGAGGAAGCUUUAGCAACUAAGCAAGCAGCAGAGGCCACUAAACUCGCUGAAGAGGCUGAAGCUUCAGUAGCAGAUGCAAAUAGAACUCUAGAAGAAACACUUUUAGAAGUAAAAAAAUUAAAAAAAGAACAUUUGGUAGAAAUAAAGGCUUUAGGAUCUCCUCCAACAGCUGUAAAAGUAACUUUAGGAGGUGUUGUAAUAUUAAAUUUAGACACAAUAAAGGAAAAUGGUGGAAAUAUUAUAAUGACUGCACAAGAAGGGGCAAUAGGAGGUAAAAAAGAAGAAAAUUAUUUUGAAACUGCGAAACGUUAUUUAUUAAAUGAUACAUAAAAAUUGCUUGAUAUGUUGAUUGAAUAUAAAAAGGAAAGUACUACAGCAGCUACUAUAAAAAAGCUAGAAUAAAACAUCCUUAAUUAGCCCGAAUUUACUUUAGAAGCAGUUUCAAGAUGUUCUUUUGCAACGAAAUUCUUAUUUAUGUGGUGUAAAGCAAUGUAUGAUUAUUUUAAAGUGUUUACAAAUACUUAACCCUUAAGAGAAAAAUUGGCUGAAACAAGAAAAAUUGUGGAAGAAAAAACCCGUGAAUUGAAAUUUAAAAAAGAAGCGUUAGCGAAAAUCAAUGCUAAAAUACAAGAAUUGGAAGAAAUGUACUCAUAAAAAAUGCUCCAGAAAGAAGAGCUUACUAAAAAAAUAUAAGAAUGUGAAAUCAAGCUUGAAAGAGCUAAAAAACUAACAGACGGGCUAUCUGAGGAAGCAAUUCGUUGGGCGAAUGAUAUUAAAACUUUAAUUCAAAAAUAGAAUCUAGUGCCUGCACAUUCAAUUAUUUCAGCAGGGAUGGUAGCUUAUACAGGACCUUUUACAUCGACUUUCAGAAGUGAUUUAGAAUAAGAUUGGGUUAUUAAUUUAGCCUAAUUAGACCUAGAGCAUGAUUCAGAUAUUACUAUGAGAGGCUUUUUGGGGCAACCUUUGAAAAUAUAACAAUGGAAUAUUUAUGGAUUGCCUAAAGAUGAUACUUCAAUUGAAAAUGGAAUAAUUAUUGAAAAAGGAAGAAGAUGGCCACUUAUGAUAGAUCCAUAAACUCAAGCCAAUAAAUUUAUUAAAAAUAUGGGAAGAGAUCAUUAAGAAGGAAUUGAAAUCGUUAAAGCAAACGAUUCGAAUUUAAUGAAAGUUAUGGAAUUGGCUGUUUAGUUUGGAAGAUGGGUCCUUAUUGAAAAUCUAGGAAAAGAAUUAGACCCAUCAUUAGAACCUAUUCUUUAAUAAUAAAUAGUUAAAUCAGGCUCUGGCUAUUAAAUAGUUAUUGGAGAUAAGCCCUUAGCUUAUUCUGACAAAUUUAAAUUGUUUUUGACUACAACAAUGCCAAAUCCCCAUUAUCCUCCUGAAACAUUCGUAAAAGUAAGUAUUAUUAAUUUUGCUAUUACACCUAACGGGUUAGAAGAAUAGAUGCUUGCCUAUAUAGUAGCAUUAGAAAACCCCGCAUUAUAAUAAAAAAAAACUGAAAUCGUGAAGAAGAACGCUGAAGAUUAAAAAGCUUUAGUUAAAAUAGAAGAUCAAAUAUUAGAAAGUCUUUCCGGAACAGGAGAAAUUGCGGAAAUUCUGAUGGAUGAAACAUUAGUAAAUUAACUUCAAACAAGUAAAAAAUUCGCUGCAGAAAUUAAUCAGAGAGUAAAAGAUUCGAAAAUAACAGAAGCUUAAAUAGAUGAAGCGAGAGAAAGUUAUCGUCCUGUAGCCUUCCGUGCAUCGAUUUUAUUCUUUUGUAUUGUCGAUUUGGCUACUAUAGAUCCAAUGUAUUAAUAUUCUUUACAAUGGUUCACUAAUUUGUUUGUUAUGGGAGUAGAUAAAGCACCAGAAUCAAACGAAUUGGAAAUUCGUUUAGACAAUUUAAAUUAAUAUUUCACUUAUUCUUUAUAUGAAAAUAUAUGUAGGUCACUUUUUGAAAGACAUAAGUUGAUUUUCUCCUUUAUGCUUACUGUAAAAAUUCUAGAAGGAAAAUAAGAAAUGGAUGAAGUUGAAUGGAGAUAUUUUCUUGCAGGUCCUUAAGGAGAAGUAGAUAUUCCCAAAAACCCAACGAACUGGAUUCCAGAAACUUCAUGGCCUGAUAUUUAUACGUAAUUCUAUGGAAUGAAUCGUUUGGAAGCUUUCAAAGGUAUAGAUUAACAUCUAAUGUAGAAUACUGAAUAAUGGAAAUAAAUAUUCGAUUCAAAUGAAGCAUAAAAAGAACCCUUACCUGAAGAAUGGAAUGAUAAACUUGACAUUUUCUAAAAACUUAUUGUCCUUAAGUCUAUUCGUCCAGAUAAAGUAGUCCCUGCUAUUUAAAAUUGGAUUGCUGAAAAAUUAGGAAAAGAAUUUAUUUUUGUGCCUACUUUUGAACUAUCAAAAUGUUAUAAAGAUUCAACUGUUAUUAGCCCUCUUAUUUUUGUACUUUCUUAAGGAUCAGAUCCUAUUGCUGAUUUCUUGAAAUUUGCUGAAGAAAUGGAAAUGACUAAACGUUAUGAUUCUAUUUCUUUAGGAUAAGGUUAGGGGCCCAAAGCUGAAAAACUAAUUAAAGAAUGCUCAUAAAAAGGAACAUGGUGUCUGUUGUAAAAUUGUCAUUUAGCUAUAUCAUGGAUGUCUGAAUUAGAAAAAAUAGUUGAAAGUUUAAAUGAAAAUAUUCAUCAAGACUUUAGGUUAUGGUUAACAUCAAUGCCAAGUUAAAAUUUCCCCAUUUCAGUAUUACAAAAUGGAAUAAAAAUGACAAUGGAACCUCCAUAAGGAUUAAGAGCAAAUUUAUUAAGAACCUACAAAAACAUGACAGAUUAAGAAUUAAACGAAUGUCAAAGACCUGAUAUAUUUAAGAAAUUAUUAUUCGGUUUUUGCUUAUUCCACGCUAUUAUAUAAGAUCGUAGAAAAUUCGGUGCAAUAGGUUGGAAUAUUCCUUAUGAAUUUACAAACGAAGAUUUAACAGUAUGUAAAAAAUAAUUAAAAAUGCUAAUAGAUGAAUAUCCUAAAGUUCCUUAUAAAGUAAUAAACUUUUUGGGUGCAGAAAUUAAUUAUGGUGGUAGAGUUACAGACGAUAAAGAUGUUAGGCUAAUCAAAAGCAUUUUGCAACUAUAUAUAACUAAUUAAGCAUUAGCCGAUGGAUACAAAUAUUCUGAAUCCGGUAAAUACUAUUCGAUUUCAGCUGGUAAGUUAGAUGAUUAUAUUCAAUAUAUUGAAUCUCUUCCUUUGAAUCCAGCUCCAGAAGCAUUUGGAUUACAUGAUAAUGCUGAAAUAACUAAUUCACAAAACGAAACGAUUAAUUUAUUAUCCACAAUCCUUUCUUGCUAACCACGCUCAUCAGGUGGUACAGGCAAAUCUAGAGAAGAAUAAAUAGAAGAAAUUGCAAACAACAUCUAAAAUAAAACUCCACCAUUGUUUGAUUUAGAUAAUGUUUCAACUAAAUAUCCUACAAUGUAUGAAGAAUCUAUGAACACAUAAAUUUAAAAAAGGAUUAAAAGGAUUAGUUGUCCUUUCAGAAGAGCUCGAAAAAUAACAAAUUCUUUAUAUGAUAAUUAAGUGCCUAAAUAAUGGGCUGAUAAAGGUUUUCUUUCACUAAAACCGCUUUCUUCUUGGACUGUAGAUUUAAAUGAUAGAAUAAAUUUCCUUUAAAAUUGGAUUGAUAACGGAACUCCUAAAGUUUUUUGGAUUUCUGGAUUUUUCUUCCCUUAAGCAUUUAUUACAGGUACUAUGCAAAACUAUGCAAGAAAAAAAGUUAUUGCUAUAGAUUAAUUACUUAUUGAUUUCUAAUAUCUUGAUACUAUUACUUAGGAGGAUAUUAGUGAAAAACCUGAAGAUGGAUGUUAUAUUUAUGGAAUAUAUUUAGAAGGGGCUGCCUGGAAUUAUAAAAAACAUAUCAUAGAUUAACCUUAACCAAAAGAACUAUUUUCAGAUUUGCCUUUAACAUGGGUUCUCCCUGUUCUUGAAAAAGAAUAAACUAAAAAUAUUUUCUAUAAUUGUCCAAUGUAUAAAUGUGUAUCUAGAUCCGGUACAUUAAGCACUACUGGACAUUCAACUAACUUUGUUAUGUUCCUUGAACUACCUUCUAAAGAAAAAGAAGAUGUCUGGAUUAGAGCUGGUGUUGCAGCUUUCUUAGCUUUGAGAUAUUGA